AUGCAUCGUCUUUUUACUGAGCUGGAGCCAUCUAUUACUAUCACCGAGCAAAACCUGGCAGACCGAGUUCGGUAUAUCUUACGUUCAAAUAUAUUUGAUGGCGCCGAACUCGAACGGCUACGACGUGAGGCUGUUCCCUCAUCAAAUGAAAACGCUACGACUGGGGGUUCGGUGCCACAAGUUGCAGAACAAUCCGCACACGUGGAUGCCGCCGAGAAUACCCCAGUGGUUGCUGAUUCAAAUGAUGAUGGAACAUUCACCCAGGAACUAGAAAUAUAG
Parnassius apollo (apollo) is the source of this 279-nucleotide messenger RNA. NCBI's taxonomy places the organism in Eukaryota, Metazoa, Arthropoda, Insecta, Lepidoptera, Papilionidae. The record is from the annotation of a GenBank genome assembly.